UUUCUUUCAUCACCAACAAAAACUACUCAUUUUCUCAACUUUCUUUCUGAUUUUCUCAACUCACUACAUUUCUCUCUUUCGUAAUAAUUCUAUCAGAGUCUAGAUUUUGGUGCGUUGGUGAUGAGGAUGAUGAUGAUUCGCGGCGGCAGCAACCGAGUGGCCAACACUGUCAUGUUGGUGGCGAAGGGUUUAAGCGGUGAAGUUGGUGGUGCAAGAGCGUUUUAUGGCGGUGGUGUGAGGAGUGAGAGCACUUUGGUUUUACCGGAGAAGGAGAAGAUGGAGAAGAAGGUUGGUGCGUCUGGCGGUGGUGAAAACAAAGAUCAAAAAGGGACUGUGAGUUAUUGGGGCGUUGAACCCUCUAAGAUCACCAAACUAGAUGGCACAGAGUGGAAGUGGAAUUGCUUUAGGCCAUGGGAGACAUACAAAGCAGAUGUUUCAAUUGAUCUGAACAAGCACCAUGCACCCACCACAUUUCUUGACAAAAUGGCUCUUUGGACUGUCAAAACUCUCCGAUACCCCACUGAUCUAUUUUUCCAGAGACGAUAUGGAUGCCGAGCAAUGAUGCUAGAAACAGUGGCAGCAGUGCCUGGGAUGGUAGCAGGCAUGCUAUUGCAUUUGAAAUCACUUAGAAGAUUUGAGCAGAGUGGGGGUUGGAUCAAAGCACUGCUAGAAGAAGCAGAAAAUGAACGGAUGCACCUAAUGACGUUCAUGGAAGUGGCAAAGCCAAAGUGGUACGAGCGUGCACUGGUCAUAACUGUGCAAGGUGUUUUCUUCAAUGCAUACUUCUUGGGGUAUAUGAUAUCUCCUAAAUUUGCACACCGCAUGGUGGGUUACCUUGAGGAGGAGGCAAUACACUCCUACACGGAGUUCCUCAAGGAAUUGGACAAGGGCAACAUACAGAAUGUGCCAGCUCCAGCCAUUGCCAUCGACUACUGGCAGCUCCCACCAGACUCCACUUUAAGGGAUGUUGUCACGGUUGUCAGAGCUGACGAGGCACACCACCGUGAUGUCAACCACUUUGCUUCGGACAUACACUACCAAGGGCGCGAGUUAAGAGAGAUUGCUGCUCCAGUUGGUUAUCACUAGAGUCAAUUUUUGGCUUCCAGUAUGAAUACUGGUUUUGGUUACAGAAUAAAUCUAAUGAUGCUGUAAAUAAUGUGAAGCCUUGAAUUUUUCAGAAUCAUAUUGAAGCUUUUGUAGUUCUACAGUGCACUCUUCAAAGUAAGUGGAGUUAUAUGAUACAUGAUAUAUUUUGCUUACUAA
This is a messenger RNA of Vigna angularis (adzuki bean), 1263 nucleotides long. RefSeq names its product ubiquinol oxidase 1, mitochondrial. Gene Ontology annotation, cellular component: mitochondrion. NCBI's taxonomy places the organism in Eukaryota, Viridiplantae, Streptophyta, Magnoliopsida, Fabales, Fabaceae. Gene Ontology annotation, biological process: alternative respiration. Gene Ontology annotation, molecular function: alternative oxidase activity. The transcript is spliced from 4 exons. Bases 121 to 1086 code for a protein of 321 amino acids. The record is from RefSeq and is a predicted model, not a curated record.